AUUUCCGAGGGUAAGGAUAUUUCCGAGGAUAAGGAGAAUUCGGGAAUUUCCGAGGACAUGGAGAAUUCUAAGAAUGAGGGGAUUUUCGAGGACAAGGAGAAUUCCGAGAAUAAGGGGAUUUUCGAGGACAAGGAGAAUACCGAGAAUAAGGAUUAUUAA
This is a messenger RNA of Dentiscutata heterogama, 159 nucleotides long. NCBI's taxonomy places the organism in Eukaryota, Fungi, Glomeromycota, Glomeromycetes, Diversisporales, Gigasporaceae. The record is from the annotation of a GenBank genome assembly.